Molecule: messenger RNA, 6349 nt
Organism: Eriocheir sinensis (Chinese mitten crab)
Lineage: Eukaryota; Metazoa; Arthropoda; Malacostraca; Decapoda; Varunidae
Exons: 13
Coding region: 965-5062 (1365 amino acids)
Cellular component (GO): cytoplasm; plasma membrane
Molecular function (GO): protein binding
Source: RefSeq, a predicted model, not a curated record
AGUGGGGUAUAAAAUGACAACAUUUUCAUGUAGCUGCAAUAGUUGGUGCCGUGCAUUACCGCAAGUGGGCUGAUGAAUGUCCCGGCCGUGCAGGGGUCCUUCACGCGGCGGCGGCGGCCUCCUUGGCGCCCAUAGGAAGAACACGUCCUCCGUGCCCCGCCCGUGGCUUCAGAUCCUUUCACCCUGACAAGUUAUCACUCCCUUAACUUCUUCGUUCCCUUAAAUUAAUACCACAAAUAAGGCGGAAUGGCAGCCGUGCCAGGUUUGGCUCGCCUCAAGGCCCACCUCUCCCCUCCUGGCACAUCGAGCCUGGCAUCGCGCGCCAGGAACUCAGUUGUCGAGUAGAGCUGUGAGUGGAGGCACGGGUCAGCCGUCGCCCCCGCCGCCCCUGCUAGCCUCAGACGGGCGCUACAUCGCUGCAACACUUGUGUAUGCGUGUCUUUGGUGUGUUCAAAAUUAAAUUACUUUUGUGGUAAAAAGAAAAAAAAACUGCCUCGUUUUCUAUCAUUAAAAAGUCAUCGAAAAAAAGUUUAUUUAUUCUUGAUUUUCUCACAUCCUUUGAUUAAAACCAAUUUACUUAAACACUAAAUAUAUACAAAUGUGCAGCGACCGCUGAGCUCUGGAGGAAAGCCAACGCGGGGUUCGAAGCCGAGGGCUCACUCCCUGCAACCUUUGAAGUUCCUUACUCACUUACCCCUCGUGAAUUGAAUUGAUUGAUUGCAUAAAGAAGCAUCAAAAGUGCAGAGGAUGUAUCGUUGUGUAUGAACAAUGUGUUGAUAAUAAUUCACGUAUGAAAGUGACUUGCUCUCGCCCUGAAGCUGCAGGAGGGUUUUACAAGUCGUACCUAUAAGGGACCCAGACCGGGCGGAUCGCGCACAAUUGACGGGAGGGAAGCCUGUGGGUGUUAAAACAUUGUUAUCAUCUGGAUGAGCUGCAGAUCCCUACUGAAGGGAACUCUCAUAAAAUGGAGAAGCUAAGAAACAUUAAAAACCGCCUAAGUAUAUCAGUUGAUAAGCUUUCGCCAUCACGAAGAUCAAAGUCUCAACAGCGAAAGAGUGAGCCGCUCGGGAACGUUCCAGCCUCAAUGGGGGACAUUCCAGGGUCUGUCCGAACCUCGAGGGUGGACGACAGACCCAGCAGUGCCUUCGAAGUAAGCAGCAGCGCAGAGUCGAGAUCCCGUCCCAGUAGCUACUGCGAAGUCGAUAUGGACGAGAGUCUUUCCGAAGAAUGGCUGGCGGUUGAGGACAUUCCUACAUCGGCAUCAGAAUCCCAAAGUCCCCCAGAAGUAGAAGAUUCGUCACGUCUCACUGUUGACCAUAAGCCCCUUAAGCGUUCAACCCCAACAAUACACGGAGACAGUCUUAUGUCGGAAGUGAUGAAAGAAGUCGAAAAAAUAAGUGAAAUGAGUGAAAAUAUGAAAACUGAGCGACCGAAAACUGAUGCAUCAGUAGAGGAAAGCGCCACUUCCACAGACGGCACUCAGCAGGAGGCGGAGGCGAGGGCCGGGAGUGCUAAGUUGGCGCUGUGUGAUCCAGGACUAAGCACAAGUGAGGAGACGCUUGUGGCGGCUGAGGAGGUGAUGCAGACUGAAGACACUCGAAGGACGACGCAAGGUGGACUGUUAGACCUUCCCUCCGCGUGCAGAACAGAAAGCUUGACUUCAGGGUACUUCUCUGACUCUGACGUGACACUGUCGGAUGGCAGAUGUGACAGUAGCUCUCUUCAGUCACCUCUAAGGUUAGCAGAAAAUGCAAAACAAAACAAAUCUGCCUUUACAUCGGUGAUUUCAGAGUCCCAAAGUAAGUCUGCGUUUAGUAGUCUCAAAUGCGAUUCUUCAGAGUAUGGAAAAUCCUCAUCAAAAACCGAAGAUAAAAAUAUAAACUCCAGAAGUUCAGCUUUCACACAUGUUACAUCGGAAGAACGAACGGUCACCGCAUAUUCCACGACCACAACCAUGGAGGAAACAAAGCCCACUGAAUCAGAAACUUCUACGAAAAUCACAGAGAAAAAGACUGCUCCCAAGAAAGAGAGUCUGUACAGCAGGAUCAAGAAAAAAAUGGAUCCAUCCAAAGAACCGAUAUACGCCAAGAUCAAGCCCAAACUUACGUCAGAGACUAGUUUUCAGCCAAUCGAGCCCAGCUCAGUCAAGAACACCUGGCACGGUAGCGGGGCCAGCGGGGUGGUGAAGCCGGAGCCCGUGUACGGCCCAGCUGCCCCCCUUACUGCCGCCGCUCCCGCCUCCCCCGCCGCGUCACCCGCCGCAUACACCCCAACACAGGUAGAGUCGUCCACCCCCGACAAAAAAGACGGGCCCAUUUACAGCAAAGUCAAGCCAAGGGAGUCUCGCAGCAACACUUUGCCGCGAGAGGCGUUGUACAGUACAGUUAAGAAGAAUACCGCAAGUUUGCCAAAAGAAUUUUCGCAAACAAAGGAAAAGGAACACAUAUACAACACCCCCUUGCCGCCGACGCCCAGAGAGGAGGCCCUGCUGAGGCGAGAAUCCUUCUACAGUAAUGCGUCGUCAGAGUACGGCAAAGUAACAGUUCGGGUUGGAGAAAUAACCCCGAAAGUUCCCGCCAUCAUCACUAUCCACAACCCAGGCUACGCAGCACCCUCAGUCUCUACCCUAAAGACCUCGCCAGCACCUGUCUCUAGUCCUGAGUCCCCGGCUUCAAGCACUGUGCCGUCCUUCUCUAGUUCAAAGAUCUCCUCGGAUCCUGCAGUAGCUACGUCGCAAAGUGAAACGGAGGACAAAAGUGAGUGUGUCCCCAAAACGCCGACGUCCCGGUCCUCUGAUCAGCGAAAUAUUCAAAACGGCGACCUCGAACGCGAUGAUCGUGCCAGACUUAAUCAGCUGGUGGAGGAGCUGGCCCAGGAGCUGGAAGCCGUCACCAUGAAGUAUGACCCUGACGCGGCAGCAGACUACAAGUCAAAGAAGGAAAUCCUAGCGAAACUCUUAUCGACGUAUGAUGUACCGAAGAACUUGCGGCGAGUGGAGGAAGUGGACGAGGAGGCGGCACUGGAGACCGAGCAGGCGCUUGUGCCAGCCUCCAUUAGCAUGGACGAGCUGCGUUACGUAGAUGACAACGAAGAUAACGCCGAGACAGUGUACGCCGACGUGCCGGAUUAUUCGCAGGAUGAGUUUAUGAUCGCUCUUGAUGACGAGAACGACCCUCGGUACGCCUCGCUUACGCGCGCCAUCAGGCAACAAAAGGCCGGCGGGGAGUCUCCGGGGAAGGUCAGCAAGAAGUCUGCGACGAUGUACGCCAACGCUCUCAACGUGGUCACUGCCCUCAAAGUGCUGAUCAACUCCAAGUCGACACGGGCAGCCUCCGUCAUCAACAAGAUGGGCACCCUGGCGCGGCCCUACACCCACCGCGUGCAAGGAACGAUCACCGACACCUCAUGGAUCCAGCGAGUCAUCUACCACAAAUCGGGUAACAAUGGCUUCGACGAGCUGCGGCGCUACAUCAAGUCAGGCGGCGAGUUCUGCAAGGAGCUGGCGGCCAUCAUGCACGAGAGGGCGGAGCUCGAGGCCUCGUACGCCAAGGGCCUGUACAAGCUGUCCAGCAAGCUGAUGAAGGCCUCCAAGGAAAACUCGGGCACCGUGACGCAGGCCUGGCAGAUGGUGGGCGUCGAGAUGGAGCAGCAAGGGGACGUGCACCGAACCAUUGGAUCAGCAAUCGGAGAUGAUGUGGUGCGGCCGUUGCGUCAGUUGAUAGAGACACAACACAAAAUUCGUAAAGGAGUGGAAAGUAUGGUGGACAAGACAACAAAAAAUCUACAUGACUGGCGAGCAGCGGAGAGCAAGGCAAAAAAGCAAGGUUAUGGCAAUUGUCGGGAAAAUGAAAAAAUUCAAGACAUGAUGCUGGAAGCUCGUCUGGGACGGGGCAAGACUCUCACUGAUAAAGAAACAAUUAAAAUGGAAAAGCAGCGACGGAAAGCUGAGGAAGCUGUACAGAAGAGUGACCUGGAGUACUACACUUGUUGUACCCGUGCUGAGAGAGCCAGGUUGGAAUGGGAGUCUGCAGUGUACAAAGGCAGCAGCUGUUUCCAGACACUGGAGGAGGAGCGCUUGCAGGCGCUCAGGGACCUGGUUGUCAAGUACCACAAUAAUUCUGUGGAGUCUGCACCGAAGAUAGUUGCGAUUGUGGAUAGACUUGAUGAACCCGUGAAAGCAUGUGAUGUGGAGAAGGAUAUCCAAGCAGUUAUCACAGCCAAGGGAACUGGAGAAAAUCUUCCAGAGCAGAUGCUUCCAGACUUUUAUGCUGAAGAUAUGAACAACAUAAUGAACAGAGACAGGAGAAGAGAGGCACUGGAAAAGUUUCUCAAGAUGGUGAGAACAGACUUGGAACGGGAAAGAAGGGGGAAGCAAGGGGUGGAGAACCUAGCCAAGGCGUUGCAGGAGACUCCAACAUUUGGUGGUGAAGAAUCACAACAAGAUGUGAAUGACAAACUGCAGCAUGAUGCCCACAACAGACUGCAACAUAUGAAGGCCAUGCUUGCCUAUCUGGAGGCUGCCCGCUAUAAAAUUCAGUGUUCAUUAGAUGAUCUUAACAACAGACCCAAGACAGUCCACCCACUGGCCAAGCACAUCGAGGUUCAUCGAGAUAAACAAGGACUCACGUGCUCAGUGCUUAAGGUGCCACCUUGGGUCAGAGGCAACAGUGUGGAUGUCUCCCCAGCCAGCAACUCCCCCACUGGAUCUCCCAACUGGAAUGACCGAGGUACUGCUGACGGCAACUCUGUGCAACCAGACUCAGAUUUUGAUGAAUUCAGCUCUCAAGGCUCAGACCGAGACUAUCAGGCCACCAUCAGUGAAGAGAAUAUUGAUUCUGGCCCCAAAGAUGGAUCAUAUUAUGCCCACCCCCUCCCUGCUGCUACGACAGGCAGCAGAUGCAAGGCACUCUAUGACUAUGAAGCCAACAUGUAUGAUGAGCUCACAAUCAGAACAGGUGACAUAAUCAAUAUCCAUGAGAAGCAAGCUGAUGGAUGGUGGGUGGGUGAGCUGGAUAAUGUUGUCGGCAUCUUCCCAGCAACUUAUGUAGAAGAGAUCGACUGAGCCUGUCCUGCCAGAAGCAUUUGACCGAUGCUUCCAAGACUCAUAGAGUAGCCAUGCGAGUGGGAGUUGUUCUUCACUUACUGUACUUGUUAUUACCUUGUAUAUUCUCUUACCAUUUCAUAGCACACACCUAGGCAUGUUUGUGAGUUGCUGUACAUAUGGAAGGUUUUAACAAACAAGCAUCUUAAUACAUUUUUUACUUCCUCUAAUGGCUCAUUAAUGGUGGAAUUUUCUUUGGUUCCAGUACUGUGCAAGAGCAUACACAACUUUUUUGUAAAACUAAGCUAGUCAUUGAGAUUCAUAAAAUACAAAAGUAAAUGCUGGGGUUAGAUCUGCCUGGUUUUACAUGUAAAUAAUUCAUAGAAGAAAUAAUAUUUAUGAUUUUUUUUUAUUUGGAUAUAUCAUAAAAUCAAUAUAUUUUCAGGCCAUAGCAUAAACAAUAUCUAUAUGAUUCACAAUUUUGGGCUUAUAAUUUUUUUUUUGCUGCCUACAGCCUUGUAACAUUUGAAAAAAUUGUGUGAAUGAAGUGGAAUUUUCUUGAAACAAAGUAAUGAUCUAUAUAUACUGUGCAGGUUUUCCAAAGUCUUAUAAAAAAAUAUUAUUAUGAACUUAUUGGCAAUCAAGUUUAUCCCAAGCAGUUAUGACUAUGACUACAUAUUAAAUGUUUUCACCUCAUUUUCUUUGGAGAGCUGGAAAUACUAGGUUUUAUUCAGGAGAGACUCUGUGAUUGAUUACACACUUCAUGAAACAUUAUUUAUAUAUUUUCUGUGCCAUUGUGAUUGACUUCUUCACGUUCAGCUGUGUAAAUAUUUUUUUUUUAAUCCAGUUUGGCUGGCUAUGGUUUAUAUGAGAAUAUUUUCACAUACCUUUGAGACCAAGGUGACUCAUUCCCCCUGAAUGGAGAUUGUUUCAGGGCCAGUAUUAAGGAGACAGACUAAGCACCCACUUGAUGUGUUGUAAAAGCAUUAGAUCCUGAUAAUAUCAAUUGUAAACCUUUAAAUAAAAAAAAUAUAUAAAAAUUCCACAUCAUGAACACUUCAAAAAGCUGCUUCUGUCCCAUUCUCCCUUUGGUCUUGGUCACAGAGGUUAUCCAGCCUACAAAGAAAAAAAUGUAUGAAUGUGAUACCAAGAGGUGAUGCCUAUGGCAAAUGCAAUGCUCAUUAUCAUGUGCUGUCAUGGUUUAGAUGCAACCAGUUAAACCAUGAGAGUACUCACGAUGCAUUUAAUGAUAUGUAUUUAAAUAACAAUGUAAUUUCAAAUUGUCUCCAAUAUAUUUUGUGCCUCUCA